AUGACUUCUCCAGCGAGUAGCCGAACAAUUUUGGUGUUCGACGUCGAUGGAACACUCACUGCUGCUCGUCAGACUAUUACGCCUGAAAUGCGAGAAUUCCUGAUCGAGGCUCGCAAGCGUGUCCCGCUGGCAAUCGUCGGAGGAUCGGACUUUAAGAAGAUCACAGAGCAGCUGGCAGAUCACGAUAAGGAUUUGUUGCUCUCCCUGUUCGACUACACAUUCUCGGAGAACGGGCUCUACGGAUUCAAGGGCACCGAACCGUAUCCAGUACAAUCAAUCCAGAAAGCCAUCGGCGAUGCGAAGCUCCAAGAGCUCAUCAAUUUUGCUCUCCGCUACAUGUCUGACAUUCAACUUCCUGUGAAACGUGGAAAUUUCGUCGAAUUCCGAAACGGGAUGAUCAAUUUGUCGCCUAUUGGACGGAGUUGCUCACAAGAGGAACGAAUGCAAUUUGUGGAGUUUGAUAAGAAGCACGGAAUUCGCCAAAAGUUCACCGAGCAGCUCCGCGAGAAGUUCGGGCAAUACGGGCUCCAGUUUGCAAUCGGAGGACAAAUUAGUGUUGAUGUAUUCCCUACUGGAUGGGAUAAGACCUUUUGUUUGCAAUAUUUAGUGCCAGAUUUCGAUACAAUUCACUUUUUCGGAGAUAAAACCGCGCCUGGCGGAAACGAUCAUGAGAUUUUUGCCGACGAACGGACUGUCGGACAUACUGUUGAAGGGCCAGAAGAUACUCGGAAACAUGUGGAGAAUGUGCUCAAGGAGUUGGAUUAAGCUUAAAUUAUAUUCUUUUUGUUUUUCUAGUUAAAUAUUUAUGUAAUUCUAAAUACUAGUAUUUAUUUAUUGUGAUCCUUUUCAUUCCCACUGGUUUCUUUUUUUUGGAUAAACCGCAGUUCAUUUUUCUGUGAAAUAUGAAUAGUUUAUGAAA
This is a messenger RNA of Caenorhabditis elegans, 919 nucleotides long. It is a transcript of the gene F52B11.2, whose product is annotated as putative phosphomannomutase. Gene Ontology annotation, molecular function: phosphomannomutase activity. Gene Ontology annotation, cellular component: cytoplasm. The record is from RefSeq and is marked reviewed. Gene Ontology annotation, biological process: GDP-mannose biosynthetic process. Bases 1 to 765 code for a protein of 254 amino acids. Lineage: Eukaryota; Metazoa; Nematoda; Chromadorea; Rhabditida; Rhabditidae. The transcript is spliced from 3 exons.